AUGGCAGGCUCGCGGGUCGAGGCACUACUUGCCUCCUUCCCGAAGCUGAUUCAUUCUGGGUCUCAGCAUACAUUUGUGGAAACAGAGUUUGUUCGUUACGUGUACCAGCCACUGGAAGACCUCUAUAUGAUCCUCAUUACGACGAAAAAUUCCAAUAUUCUCCAGGACAUUGAAUCAUUACAGCUGUUUGCUCGAGCCGUUAGUGACCAGUGUCACUCGUUGGAUGAGAAUGACAUCCUUAUGUCGUGCUUUGAGAUCUUAGAGGCUUUUGAUGAGAUCGUAUCCCUCGGCUACCGAGAAAAAGUCACGCUCUCGCAGGUCCGCACGAUGCUGGAAAUGGACAGUCACGAAGAGCGCAUUCAUGAAAUCAUUGAGCGCAACAAGGAGCUUGAGGCCAAAGAAGAGCUUAAGCGCCGCGCGCGCCAGCUCGAGAUGCAGCGGCGCGACGCAGCUCGUCGUGGUCAGUCUGGCUUUGGCAGCGACAUGCCCCGCACGUACGAUUCAACUCCUACAGCGGCACCAGUGCACAGUAUGCCCGAGGAUACGUCGGCGCCUGUACAGGCGGCUCCUUUCAAGAACAAGGGUAUGCAGCUUGGAAAAAAACCAAAGGGUUCUGCGCUGUUGGGGGCCGUGUCCAAGGCGCCAUCCUCUAAGCCCCUGGCCGCUGUCCCCGUCCCAUCGGUCAAGCCAGCGCCGAAGCCUCUCUCGAAACCUGUGUCCAUAUCCGGCCCCUCUCCUGUGCCCAAGCCCGCGGCAGUUGUACCACCAGCAAAGGUGCCUAUGAGCGAGACUGGACCGGUGUCGAAAGGAUUCGAUGCCUCUGAGCGCGAUGUCAGCCCCGAACAUAAUGCUCCAUCUACCGCAUCUGUUCAAGAUUUGGUCGACGUGACGGAUCCUUGGUCAGAGACCCAGGCUGCAUCUACGGAUCAGGGGAAAAACAGUGUCCCGUCUCAGAAUGUGCCUGUGCCAGAAGACACUCGGCCCGCUUCAUCCUGGAAGGAGGAGCCUGGCCUCACUGAUGUUCAGCCUGCUGGAAAUGACUAUCUUGCGCAAAAGGAAUAUUCAGCUGAGGAAGCAUAUCCUGUCGAAGAAGCAUAUCCCACCGAGCAUGCCUACCCCACCGAGCAUGCCUACCCCACCGAGCAUGCCUACCCCGCCGAGGAUGCCUAUCCUGCCGAGGAUGCCUAUCCUGCCGAGGAUGCCUAUCCUACCGAAGAAGCGUAUCCCGCCGAGGGUGCCUACCCCGCCGAGGCUUAUCCUGCCGAAGAAGCAUAUCCCGUCGAUGAAGCCUAUCCUGCCGAAGAUGCCUACCCUGUCGAGAGCCAUGCCACUGCCGCCGAGACUGCCGAGGACCCUUAUCACGCUGGCGCAGCGGAUGUUUUUGCCACAGAUUCUUAUCGUGACAGAGCUGCUCCCCCUCUGCAGGGACCAUCGGUUGGCAGCGCAUCCCAGAGUGCCUUGGACCAGGCUCAGGCACCUUCUACGAUGUCUCCGUCGCUCACCGAGCUGGGCCAGGCGGCACAUGGGUCUAGUCUUCAGGGUGCCCCCGUGCCAGAACCUGCAGUGCCGGCUAAUGAAACGCCUGCUGCACAGAGCAUUCACCUCUUACUCAAAGAGCGUGUGUCUGCCACGGGCAAUCGUGACGGUGGCCUUGACUCGCUUGAGAUUAAGGGUGAUUUGCUGUUGAAAAUCACUGACCCUGCCUCAACGCGUCUGCGCAUCCACUUGAAGGCUGAUGAGCGGUUUGGUGGUGCAGAGGUCCAGUACCGUACUCACCCGCAUGUUGACAAGCAGCCAUGGGCAGCUGAUCGCACCAUUGCGCUGCGCGAUCCUAAGCGCGAGUUUCCCCAGAACCAGCAGGUGGGUGUGCUCCGCUGGCGUGCGGUUUCCAAGGAGGAUUCGACCUUGCCCCUUUCCAUCACAGUUUGGGUUAGUCCCUCGGGUGAUGGUGCAUGCGAAGCCAAUAUCGAAUACCAGUUGGAGAAUCCUUCACUCACACUCACCGAUGUGGUAAUUAGUGUGCCGGUGCCAGCAGGAUCUACACCGGAUAUCUCCGGCCCCGAAGAAGGUGAUUGCGAGUUUGACGUGGCCAACAGUCGCAUCACCUGGCGUAUUCCCAGCGUUUCAGCUAACAACGCAUCGGCUAGUAUGGACAUGUCGGUCUCCAGUGGAGCUGACACUGCCGACGUUUUCUUCCCGGUGUCAGUGGACUUUUCUGCGGCACAGCCUCUCCUGAACAUCGGCAUUGACAGUAUUGUCGAUGCUUCGUCAGGUGCACCGCGGCCCUUCUCGAACGAAGCGGUGCUAGUAGCCGACAACUACCUAGUGCACUAG
Messenger RNA from Malassezia sympodialis ATCC 42132, 2334 nucleotides. RefSeq lists its product as uncharacterized. Lineage: Eukaryota; Fungi; Basidiomycota; Malasseziomycetes; Malasseziales; Malasseziaceae. Bases 1 to 2334 code for a protein of 777 amino acids. The record is from RefSeq and is a predicted model, not a curated record. Gene Ontology annotation, biological process: endoplasmic reticulum to Golgi vesicle-mediated transport; retrograde vesicle-mediated transport, Golgi to endoplasmic reticulum; Golgi localization. The transcript is spliced from 2 exons. Gene Ontology annotation, cellular component: COPI vesicle coat.